Messenger RNA from Paramormyrops kingsleyae, 5496 nucleotides. It is a transcript of the gene ankk1, whose product is annotated as ankyrin repeat and kinase domain containing 1. The record is from RefSeq and is a predicted model, not a curated record. Gene Ontology annotation, biological process: protein phosphorylation. NCBI's taxonomy places the organism in Eukaryota, Metazoa, Chordata, Actinopteri, Osteoglossiformes, Mormyridae. Gene Ontology annotation, molecular function: protein kinase activity; ATP binding; protein binding.
UUGAGUUGACAGGAGAAAAUGAGCUUUUCACCAUGUGAAUAAAAAGGACUAUAAUCAAGCUCCCGUUAAAGUGAACACGCAAGUUCAGGCUCUCUCAUUGUCUCUGAAAACCUUGUUGCUAAAACAGUAGAGGGGGAUUAACUGAUGGAAGAAUGAUGAUCAUUUUUGGCUGCUCUUAUAUACCUUAGUUACAUUGUCCCAGGUUUUAAUGGAUCUGCUGCGAAGCGGACUUUGCAGUGAGGAGGUACAGCUCUGCUUUCUCCUCAGAAGUUUCUCGGUGACGACCGGGCCAUGUCAUAAUUAUUGAAAGCCGAGUGCUGGUCGCGGACGCAAUGGUAGCCUGGGAGGCGGCAUAGAUCUAUAUGCUGAGAGGCUAGAAGGGUCCUGACUUCUACUUAGUGCUGGACAAUAUAACCAUUAAAGAUUUAUAGAUCGCAAGAGCCGCUCGUUAUCAGCACGGAUCUGCUUCGUCAUUUGUUCCUCGUUCUGUUUGUUUUUAUUGAUCGUUAAUGUGUCUGUAUGUGUAUGUGUGGGGGGGCAGCUAUGAUUUAACAAAUAAGGUUGUAAUAAGUGGACGGCAGCUGGCACUUGAAGCAUGCAGGCAGGGAAGCAGGUUAUUUUUCACCCCCGCCCUUCCCAGCCUCCCCAGGCCUGUUUGGCAGGCAGAGAAAACCGGCCAUGUGACAUUGCUAAAGAAACACUCAGCUCCUCCCACCUGGCUGUACCGUAAACCCUAAAAGCAGUUUCCCCCUCGGCAUUUGCCACCUGUGGAUCCGUUUCCUGACUGUGCAGGUGUGACUACCAGAGUGUCAGGCUCUCAAACCCGAUGGAGCCCACUGACCACAGGGAGCUGGGGAGGUUCCAGCACUUCCAGCUGGACGAUUUUGAGGCCGACUGGACGAAGGUAGCGGAGGGAACUCUGGGGCGAGUCUACAAAGUGAAACUGAAAGUGUGGAGGGAGACGUUUGCCAUGAAACAGUCCUCCAAUUCCACCUCCAGUAACAUGAUCUACAGGAGAAUGGUAGAGGAGGCUUCAAAACUGGAGAAAGUGAAAUUCAGCCAUAUUGUCUCCAUCUACGGCGUGUGCAGCGACCCCCCUGCCGUGGUGAUGGAAUUCAUGAGCAACGGCUCCCUGAACGCCCUCCUCCACAGCCAUGUCCUCAUGUGGCCCAAGAAGUUCCAGAUGAUCCAUGAGGUGACCAUGGGCAUGAAUUACCUGCACAGCAUGAAGCCUGAGCUGCUCCACCUCAACCUGAAGCCUUCAAACGUCCUACUGGAUGAUCACCUGCAUGCCAAGAUUUCAGACUUCGGAUUUGUGAAAUGGGAGGACUUUUCCAGUAGUACGGACUUCAUCGAGCACAUGUCCAUGCGGGGAAACACGUGUUACAUCCCGCCGGAAAUAUUCACUCAAAGUCCCGAGGCCCCAGGACCCCAAUAUGACGUUUACAGCUUUGCUAUCGUGAUCUGGGAGAUUUUGACUCAGAAGAAGCCCUAUCCAGGGGCCGGAAACAUGAUGCCGGUGAUCAUGAAGGUGACGUCAGGCAAGAGGCCGAGUGUGGAGAUGGUCCCCGAGGACAAACCGCAGGAGUGUGAUGAAAUGAUCGACAUCAUGAGAUGCUGCUGGAAGCAGGAGGUCGCAGACAGACCGCCCUUCUCAGCUAUCGUCAGAGACACAGAAUCCCUAAGCGAGGUCCUCAAGAUCCCCGACGUGAUACGGGCGUGUGGAGAGACGCAGAAGACUCACAGGCGGACUAGCGUGAUUCUGUCCAUCUUGAAUCAUGAAACCAAGCCGGGAUCGGCCUCGGCCGCAGGCACGGCGGAUGGCUCUGAUGAUGUCGUCGGCCUCCUCUUACGGAAGGACUUGGAAAGGUUCAAGUCUGUAUUACGGAAGGAGCAGGUGUCGGCCGUGUACGCGGGUGGGAACAGCGUCCUGCACUACGCAGCGGCCAGCGGGGACGCAGCGAGCGUCAAGCUCGUGCUGGAGCUGGGUGGCACUGUGGACACCCGGAGCGAGCAGAGCUACACGCCGCUGAUCGUCGCCGUCCUGCAGAACUCUCUUGAUGUCUGCUCCGUGUUGCUGGACCGCGGCGCCGACGCCAACCUGGGCGACGCCGAUGGCUGGACGGCGCUCCACUUCGUGGCUCAGAACGGCGACGACCGCACCGCCCGGCUGCUCCUGGACCACGGCGCGGAACCGGACCCCGCCGAGAAGGAAGGCUGGACGCCGCUGCACCUGGCCGCGCAGAACGGGCACGAGAACAUGGUGCGCCUCCUCCUGCCACGCGUGGCCUCCACCGACCGAGCCACGGGCAACGGCAGGACCGCGCUGCACCUGGCGGCCAGGUACGGCCACGUGGGGAUCACGCGGCUGCUGCUGGGCCAGGGGGCCGACCCCAACCGCAGGGAUGGGCCACAGGGCAGUGCGUUGUAUCUAGCUGCGGAUGGCGGCCACUUCCGCGUGGCCCGGCUGCUCGUCGGCGCCGGGGCUGACGUCAACCUGACGGACAGUCGCUGCUUUAGCGCACUACACUUGGCGGCCCUCAAGGGCCACACGGGCAUCUGCAGACUCCUGCUGGGAAAUGGGGCGCAAGCCAACGCCAGGACUGCCCAGGGCUGGACGCCGAUGCACUUGGCGGCCCUUAAGGGCCAACCUGCUCCCAUCCCACUCCUAGAGGAGCAUGGGGCCUCCCUAGAUGCCAAAGGAGACAGUGACAGUACCGCCCUGCACUUGGCCUGCUGCUACAGACACGAGGAGGUGGUGGCCGCAUUACUGACCGCGGGGGCCAACCCCAACCUGCUGGACAAACGCAGCUGGAGCCCCCUGCACCUGGCCAGCAGUGGGGGCAGCUUCCCCUGUGUGCUGCAGCUGCUCUCGCACAGUGCCCAUGUCAACGCGCAGAACGGCAGCCAGGCCACUGCGCUGCACCUGGCCUCUGCCGCGGGCAACGUUCCCAUAGUACAAGCUCUGCUGCUCAACGGGGCCAGGAGGGACAUGAGGGAUGCUAAAGGAUACACCCCCAAAGAGCUGGCCCACAGGAACCAGAAAGAGGAGGUGAUUCAGCUGUUGGAGGAAUAGCGGCUAAGAGCUAGCAGGGGCUGCUCAAGUACUGUAACAGCGCUGGUGACCAUAAGGUCACAGGGUGAAGGCUCCUCUCUCUUUCAGGAACUAAAAGAGCCCUAGAGGAGAACUACCAACACAUACGAUGGUAAUACUAGAUUACUAACUUGUAGUGUUUGAUAUUAUUAUGAUAUAGCUUCCACAGAUAGUCUGUUUACAUAGCAUGUCUGAGCUUUGUAAUGGUUUGUAGACCCAUAAAUAUGACGCCUAAGAGGACCAGCUGGAUAUGAAAGAAAUUUCUAGAAUUGAGGGUAGGGGACUGACAUGUGCACAAGUCUACAUUCUGUUCUAGAAAUGCCUCAUUAAACCAUGUCCUGACCCUUUCAUCAGAAAGCAGUAGUCAUGUCAGCAUAUGUCGAGUAUAUCGAGGUACUUAAUUUCAGGGGCAAUAAGCUGUGCCUGUACAUAAGAAUGAAAUCCAGCCGUAUUUAUAUACAAAAAUUCCUUUUGUAACAUUACAGCAAGGAAUACAUCUUCUGUAUGUAUUUCCAUCACUUCUGUGUUCUUACACAGCUGUUUAUCAUACAUACAUUCAGCCCAAAACUGGAUUCAAAGCCUAGCUUUCUAUGGUGCCCUGGCUUCUGAGCCCCUGCUUGUGUUCUGGAAUGUUCCCAUAGCCAGCCUCAGACAGACAGGAGCACCGUCCUGCAGCAGACUUAGCAGUGCUUUUGUGCUCAUGUUCAAAGCUGUUCAGCGGGAAGCAGCUAAGCUCAGUUAAUUUUCUCGAACAUUAAAAUUUGUUCCAGAGAGAAACUGAGUCUAAUCCCCCUUCAGGGGAAAACCGUCAGCGUGGUGCACAAUGAUGGACAUUGAAAGAUCCCGUGGUCUCUCUCACAAACACAGAGCUCACAAAAGAGGGUGGUCCCUGUGCUGGAUGUGAUGCACUUCUGUAUCUUUUUUGUUAUAAAAACGAAUUGGGUCAUUUUCAUUAGCUGCUCUUCACAUGCAGACCCAGCACUGUCACAGAACCAUCAAUCAAUGACAUCAUCUUGACUGCUGUGGUCUGCUAAUUUGAGUGGAGAGACAGGGGCUGUGAUAAGAGCUGGAGGAAGCCUGGGACGAGGCCUAAUGAGAAGAACGUUUUUGAUGUGUCGGGUCUCCCUGAUGGAUCUACAGUCUGGGUCAUCUUUUAUAAUACUUAUAAUGCUGGUGCUGAGAUGUUGUGAAGACUGUUAGAGACCUUGUAUGGAGAUGCCAUAUUGCAGCCAAAAAAAAACUGGACAAAGUGGUUGUCUGAGCUUUACCAGCUGCCAGAACCUGGCUGAGAUCAGGGACUGGAAUGAGAAAAUAGUUCAAAGAGUGAUGUUAUGGUAGACAGGCAACAGGCAUCUGGGGCAGAGCAGAUGGACAGAAGCAUGGAGUAUCUGUAAUGUGAAGUUCCUAAGAUGCCCCUGCCAGCCCCACAUUCAUCUCCUGGGCCUCCCUUAGGGUCGAAGCAUGAAUGUUACCCAUCUCCUGUGUGACUCCCACCAUCAGAUCCGUAAAUUUCCAUUGCUUUGUUCAGUCUCUGGAAUUUUUCAUUAAAGGAAUUAUUGCAUGCAGAACCUCUGACUUGCUUGUCCAACUUGUCUGUGCCCUUCCCACAUAUCUGGUGAACGUUUUGGGAAUACCCCGGCAAUCCCUGGAGUAAUGGCCAAGCUCUGUGCUCUACUGCAGCAACGGUUCCAGUGCCGACAUCAGUGGACGAACAACUGUAUACUGGGCCCUGGGGCAAAAAUGAACCAUGCCCCCCCACCUUAACAAAUUCACACCUAGAGUCUGCCUAGGUUGCAGUUGCAGCAGUUACAGAUGAUGACAUUUAAAUAGCCUCCAAAUGUCACACCCAUCAUGCACUGCAGUAGUUAGCGAAUUCCACAAAUGUUUUUUUCGUUAAAUUCACGCCUCGACAACAGAGUUUGACUACAAAACAUUACAAACUAUUACAUUUCAAAAUUGUUUUAAGUAUUGUACCAAGUUUUUUUGUGUUAUGACUCUCACCAUAAUGAGAUUGUAUACAUAUAAAUGAGAGACAUAAAGACUGCAUGUCACAAGUUCAACUUAUAUGUAUGACAUCAGUGCCUUAAUCCUCAUGAAUGUCUUGCAUAUGUGUGAGAUUUGGAUCUUGAUGUUCAUUAGGGGGCCCGAUCGUGGGGCAGCUGCCUUGAUUACCAAUCUGCCCCUAACCGACCCAUUUGACAGGCUUCAGAUCUUGGAAAGCACACAGAUUCCUCUUCUUUCUGCUGCAGUUCCCAGCCACCAUAAGCACAUUAUUGUCUGUAUUGUAUGACAAAAAAUGCUGAGAUGCUUCUAUCCACUGAUCUUCUAACCACUGGCAGCAUAGGGCACCAGCCUGAUGUACACCAUGGACAGGAUGAGUAUAUAUUAAAUAUUUCCUCUUA